AUGAGCGUCCAAGACACGAAGUUGGUAGAGCAGCUAUUCCUGGAUAUCCCUAUAAGCGAAGUCCUCCAUCCUACGGAGGGAACUCCUGUCUUCGAGCCCUGGGCAAGCUCAUAUGUUAAAUCAAUUCGCGAAUCAAGAUUCGGCGACGCAAUCUGGGCCCGGUAUCAAAUGCUUGGGCAGGUAGUUAAUGGGUUGUGCAGAGGGAAGACCAUUGUUGAGAGGAUCACUGAAGAUGCGAUGGGCUACAAAAAAUACUCAUCCGAAUUUUACACCGAGGCCGUCGCUUUUUACAGGGCUAACAACAACAGCUCUGACGGCCAUCCCGAGGUAAUUGACAUUAUCUUGCGGGUCGACACCGAAGACCUUACUGGGAAGCAUAUCCCUGAGGACGGCUGA
Messenger RNA from Fusarium mangiferae, 396 nucleotides. RefSeq lists its product as uncharacterized. The transcript has a single exon. NCBI's taxonomy places the organism in Eukaryota, Fungi, Ascomycota, Sordariomycetes, Hypocreales, Nectriaceae. The record is from RefSeq and is a predicted model, not a curated record. Bases 1 to 396 code for a protein of 131 amino acids.